Messenger RNA from Sinocyclocheilus rhinocerous, 2124 nucleotides. RefSeq names its product spermine synthase-like. The transcript is spliced from 11 exons. NCBI's taxonomy places the organism in Eukaryota, Metazoa, Chordata, Actinopteri, Cypriniformes, Cyprinidae. The record is from RefSeq and is a predicted model, not a curated record. Gene Ontology annotation, biological process: spermine biosynthetic process. The coding region runs from base 182 to 1264 and encodes 360 amino acids. Gene Ontology annotation, molecular function: spermine synthase activity.
UUGAAUCAACCCCCCCAGCACUACCACCCACUUCCGAGCUCGACUUGAAAGAGACAGACGGACGCAGCGCACAUAACACACCUCCCUCCGGCGUGCCCGUCUCUCCCUCUGUCACCACAGACUCUCCACCGAUUCACCUCCGGCUGCCUCAUCCAGGCAUGGCAGACGGCUUUACCCCAUCAUGGCAGUGCUACAUUACACCCUUGACUUCAAGCUCCGUGCGCCAGCUGAUGUCUCUGCGACUGUGUGUGGCCUGCAGUCUAUAUUUCAAGAGCAGGAAAUGACAGAGAAUGUCCAUGACUCGGAGGGACACGGAUAUCUGGCAACCUUUGUCGGCAAGAAUGGCAGGUUUGCCAUCUUACGAAUGCACUCCCAUGGUCUGGUGACCUUUGACCUGCAGUUUCUUGAAGGGGAUGAUGUAGCGCAAGUGGACAAUCUACUGAAUGCACUGGAGAAGAAACUGAAGGCUCUCCUGGAUGGAAAUAUCCAAAGGAUCAAGAGACUCCCUGCGCUGAUUCGAGGCAGUGAUGUUGACCGAUACUGGCCCACUGCUGACGGCAGGUUGAUGGAGUACGAUAUCGAUGAAGCUGUGUACGAGAAGAAUUCCGCCUACCAGAACAUCAAAAUCUUGCACUCGCGGCAGUUUGGCAAUAUGCUCAUUCUUAAUGGGGAUGUCAAUCUGGCAGAAAGUGAUCUGCCCUACACUCAGGCCAUUAUGGGCAGCGGCAAAGAGCACUAUGCUGGGAAGGAGGUACUUAUUCUGGGAGGAGGAGACGGUGGAAUUCUCCAUGAGGCGGUGAAGCUCAAACCAAAGAUGAUCACCAUGGUUGAGAUUGACGAGUUGGUGAUUGAUGGAUGUAGGAAACACAUGAGAAAGACAUGCGGGAAUGUGUUAGAUAACUUGAAGGGAGAUUGUUAUGAGAUAUUGGUACAAGACUGUGUUCCCGUACUUAAAAAGUUUGCCGAGCAAGGGAGGACCUUUGAUUACGUCAUAAAUGACUUGACAGCUGUCCCUAUAUCUACAGCACCUGAGGAAGAUUCAACAUGGGAGUUCUUGAGACUCAUCCUUGACCUCUCCAUUAGAGUUCUGCGGCCUGGUGGGAAGUACUUCACACAGGGUAAUUGUGUGAAUCUGACUGAUGCGCUCAGUGAAUAUGAAAAGCUUUUGUGCAGACUUUCGUGCAAAGUGGACUUUUCCAAAGAGAUGGUGUGUGUUCCCUCAUAUAUGGAGCUAUGGGUGUUUUACACCAUCUGGAAGAAGUAAUGUCUCUUCCUCCUCCACUCUCUCUCCUCCAAGUCCUGCAGGAAUGUGAAGAUUUCUCCCUCGGGGAGAUGUGCACAUAUCUCUUCAAGCACUGUUUCCGUUUCUACUGUUCCUUCACGUCCAAAAAUGAACAGCCUUCCCAUUUUUAACAUGGCUAUUAGAAUUUGUGUUUGAAAUUUCAUAGAGAUCGUUGUUUUGUUUGUUUGCCAGUAUUGGUUUGAUGUUUGUGUGGAGUCCUCCAGGGAGCGCUGUGUGUGAGACACUGCUGAUGAUACUGAAGGCUGGAGGGCGGCGAAGCAUCCAGACACAUUUCUGACUCCUACUUUUUCGGAUUUGCUCUUUUGAUACAGAUUUUACAAAGUUCUUUGUGUUUUACUGUAGCUCCACAGUUUUUGUUUUCAUUGGCCUUUGUGCUUGAAUUUUUUGCAUCCUUUUGUAACUGUGGCUUGAGUGUGAUUUGAUUUAAUGUUGCUUCACAGAGAGUUUAUUGACAGUGUUGCAUUCUGGGAUUUCACUGAGUAGUCGAUCGAAGCCCCUGAAUAUGUCUUAAAAGGGAAAGUCAUUGCUGUGGCAAUUUUCAUUCUGGUUUUCUUUUUUUCUGAACUGUGAACGUUUAAUUUUUUAAUGAUUGGCACAAACUAGGUCCAAAGUAGGUUUCCCUGCUUGAAAUUGCAAAUAAUUUUUAUUUUAUUUUUUUUAUAGUAAGAAAAAAGUUUUUACUGAAUGUAGGCCACUUAGAUUCAUGCCCUUUUGUCCAUACGGUGCUUCAUUGAUAUUAUUUAUUUGAUUUUAUUUCACCAUAUACCAGUGAUCCUGCCCUGAAAAGUAUAAUCAGCUAAUAAAGCAAUUGAGAAGAAAAA